AUGGCCUGGCAAUCACAACGAAGCUCUCUUGGAGUGCCUCGUUCACCGUCAGUCACUCUCGAGGUAGCUUACUCGGGGAGUGACGCAGAGCUCGAUUCCGAUGUUCGCUUCUGGCUCAGACCGGGGGACGGCGAAACAAACGUAUGCUUGACGCCGCAAAUAAAUCGCUCUCAGCCGGAAAUCCGAAUCGCCUGGAAAGGAGAGAAACUAAAUGGACGCCGUUAUCGCACUCGGCACAUCUUGAUUACCAAGCGUCGAAAUCAUAUCGAGGUUAAUUCCGAUGCCUUGAUCAUCCCGUUUGAGGGUUUGUUCCGCCGCCCACCGUCUUGCCCACGGGAGCAGUCACAAGAAGAGCUGAAGGCGGCUGCAAAGAGGAUCUCGCAUGCACAAAUUAGGUGA
Molecule: messenger RNA, 399 nt
Organism: Penicillium diatomitis
Lineage: Eukaryota; Fungi; Ascomycota; Eurotiomycetes; Eurotiales; Aspergillaceae
Exons: 1
Coding region: 1-399 (132 amino acids)
Source: RefSeq, a predicted model, not a curated record